CUAGGUACGAUAUGUACUAAUUCAAUCAAUCAAGAGCGUGCAAGUGGCAACUGUGGCAAGUGCAAGCUGUGCAAGCUGCAAGGUGAGUGUAAUAUAGCGUCGGCUGGCGGCAGAGGGGAAAACAGCAUUGGAGAUUGGAGGAAGUUCUGCUGACAGGACUCUUCUGGACAUCAGUUUGGAUAAACACGUGGUAAUUGUUCAAUGCGGUGUGCACCAGUGCAUCGACUUUUUUCUCUGUAACAAUUACUGACGUUCACAUUCAUAUACCUCCUCAUCAAUAUGAAAGACGAGGUUAAUUUGUUUCAAGGUGAGAAUAAAAUGUCCCGGAGGAAGUUUCCUGUUGACAAGGCAAAGCUUGAAAGAUAUGAUUUGGGUGGAGGAGUGGACCUUAAAAAAGGGAUAAAAAAUAAAAUUCAUAGACAAAGGUUACGGCAAAAGGAAAAGAUGAUCCAGACUAUGGCUGAACAAGCUGCAAGAACUGAAAUGUUGCUAACCGAAGACUAUGGUUUUUUGGAAAAUGAUCCAGGAGAAACAACGACUCAAUUCAAACAAAAUGAUAUUGUAUCUAGUACCGAUAUUACAAGUGUAGCUAAGCAUUUUCAGUUGAACUUGGAAUUUGGGCCAUAUUGGUUAAGAUAUUCUCGCAACGGUAGACACCUUGUGGUUGGUGGUAAAAAGGGACAUGUGGCAGCCUUUGACUGGGUCACAAAAAAAUUAGCAUGUGAAAUGAAUGUUUUAGAAACUGUUCACGAUGUUUGCUGGUUACACAUUGAAACAAUGUUUGCAGUGGCUCAAAAAGAAUGGGUCUAUAUUUACGAUAAUCAGGGAAUAGAACUUCAUUGCUUAAAGAGAAUGAAUCAAACCACACACUUGGAAUUUUUACCCUAUCACUUUCUAUUAGCUUCCUCGUCAGCACUUGGUGGUCUAACAUGGCUGGAUGUGUCCAUUGGAAAAAUAAUAUCUCGAUACAACUCAAAAACAGGAAAAAUUGAUGUAAUGACGCAAAAUCCCAGUAAUGCAUUACUAUGCAUUGGUGAUUCAAAGGGCGUGGUGUCAAUGUGGUCACCCAAUUCAGAUCAGCCAUUGGCCAAAAUGCUUUGUCACAAUCAAGCAAUAAGUGCUUGUGCCGUUCAUCCUUAUGGUACAUACAUGGCAACAAGUGCUCCUAAUCGUUCACUCAAAGUAUGGGACAUUAGGCAACUGUCAGGACCAGUUCACAAUACAAUUUUGCGAUCUCCAGCACAACACUUGUCUUACAGUCAACGAGGUUUGCUAGCAAUAGGAAUGGGCAAUGUCGUUGAAGUGUUCAGUGACAAAGGCAACGAAUUCAAAGCUUAUACCCGACACAAAACGAACUGGGCCAUAUCGAAUUUACAAUUUUGCCCUUACGAGGAUGUCCUAGGAUUUGGUACUGUCAAAGGAUUAUCAUCGAUUUUAGUACCGGGGAGCGGAGAAGCUAACAUUGAUGCGUUCGAAUCUAAUCCAUAUCAGACUAAAAAACAAAGAAAAGAAGCUGAAGUUAAGGCACUUCUUGAUAAAAUUCCGUCUGAUCUCAUUAAUUUGGACACCACUACGAUAGCAGAAAUAGAUGUGCCCACGCUUAAGGAGAAAGUUGAAGCUAAAAAGAAAUUACUUUUCGUAAAGCCAAAGAAGAUAGACUUCAAGCCGCGAAGAACGAAAGCUAAGGGAAGAGGUGGUACUGCCAAAGUUGUUAAGUCUAAAAAGGCCCUUAAAGAACAAGCUAAAAGAGAAUUUAUUCAACAAAUGCGCGAGUCCAACGUUUAUGUGGAUGGAUUCACACCAUCGGUCAAGGAGCCAAAACCUGUAAAGUCUUUCGGAGUUGCUCUUGACCGAUUUGUUCGUAAACCAAAAACAGGAUCUAUGAAAGAAAAAAGAGAAAUGACAAAGGAAAAAGUAGCUAUGAAAAAGAAAUUACCAAUCAACGUUACUUAAACGAUUUGUUAUGUACAAAAAAUACAAAGUAACUUUUCUUCAUUAAUAUUACUGUCAUUACAGUUAAUAUUACUGUCAUUACAGUUAAUAUUACUGUACUCUUAUACAAAUAUAGUUUAAUAUUAUCUGGUAAUAUUUGAGCACAUGUUUGUGACGAUAUUUAUAAUCAUGAAGC
Messenger RNA from Copidosoma floridanum, 2128 nucleotides. RefSeq names its product WD repeat-containing protein 46-like. The record is from RefSeq and is a predicted model, not a curated record. Gene Ontology annotation, cellular component: small-subunit processome; nucleolus; 90S preribosome. NCBI's taxonomy places the organism in Eukaryota, Metazoa, Arthropoda, Insecta, Hymenoptera, Encyrtidae. Gene Ontology annotation, biological process: maturation of SSU-rRNA from tricistronic rRNA transcript (SSU-rRNA, 5.8S rRNA, LSU-rRNA). Gene Ontology annotation, molecular function: protein binding.